GCACGUAGAGCACUCAAGACUGCCAGUGAUAUAUGUUCAAAGUCCACUCGUCGUAUCGUAUUAAAUGCUCAGUCGGUCAAAUUCAAAAUGGCGAAGCGGGUGGCGAUCAUCGGGGCUGGGUGUAGCGGUCUCACUGCAAUCAAAUGUUGUGUAGAUGAAAAUCUGCAGCCGUUUUGUCUCGAGCGAACAGACGAGCUCGGGGGAUUAUGGAAUUUCACGGAAAAGGUCCGCGAGGAUCAGGGGUGCGUGAUGAAGUCAACUGUCAUCAACACAAGCAAGGAGAUGAUGUGUUUCAGCGACUUUCCUAUACCCAAAGAGUUCCCCAAUUUCAUGCACAACACUCAGGUAUGGCAGUAUUUCAAGAUGUAUGCAGAUGCCUUCAACCUGACAAAACACAUCCAAUACAACAAAGAGAUCCUGGCCGUGAAGAAGUCAAGUGACUACGAGCAGACCGGAAGAUGGGAUCUGCAGAUCAGAGAUCACAAGACCGGAAGUGAGGAGACACAGGUAUUUGACGCGGUGAUGGUGUGCACGGGUCAUCACGCCAGCAGGAACGUGCCGUACUUCACAGGUCAAGAGGACUUUCAGGGGAAGAUCAUUCACUCUCACGACUACAAAGACUGGACCGGGUACGCUGGGAAGAGGGUCGUAGUUGUCGGUGUCGGCAACUCAGGCGGGGACGUGGCUGUGGAGCUGAGCAGGGUCGGGCAGGUGUUUCUUAGCACAAGGCGUGGUACCUGGGUACUCAACAGAAUUUCGGACAAAGGUAUCCCCGUAGACUUUUUGCGCUCAACGCGUUUCGUCAAUAAGAUCCGACACUCCUUGUCAAGGGAAACCAUGAGCGGCAUAGCUCAGAGACAGCUCAACAAACGUUUCGACCACGAGCUGUACUCCUUGAAGCCUAAACACUCGGUGUUUGCUCAACAUCCUACAGUUAACGAUGACAUGCCCAACAGAAUCUCGACUGGUCGCUUAAAGAUCAAGGCUGACAUUAAGAGGUUCACCAAGACUGGCGUGGAGUUUGUUGACGGGACGGUGGAAGAUGAUAUCGACGUUAUCAUACUGGCUACAGGAUAUAAAUUCGGCUUCCCGUUCAUAGAUGAAUCUGUGAUCGACGUUCAGAAGAAUAAGGUCAAGAUGUUCAAAUAUAUGUUUCCACCUGACCUACCGAAACAGACAUUGGUGGUGAUUGGUUGUUUUCAGCCUCUCGGCGCCAUUAUGCCUAUUGCAGAAUUGCAGUGUCGCCUGGCAACCAGAGUGUUCGCAGGCACGUGCAGCCUCCCGUCGAAGUACGAGAUGUGGGCGGACAUUGGGAAGAAAGAGGCGAACAUGGCAGCGAGAUAUGUCGAGUCCCAGCGUCACACCAUCCAGGUCGACUACGUCGACUUCAUGGACGAGCUGGCAGAACUUGUUGGAUGUCGACCAGCCAUAGGCCGUCUUCUGCUGACUGAUCCGCAACUUGGACUCAAGUGCUAUUUCGGCCCCACCACCCCCUACCAAUUCCGCCUGAGGGGGCCGGGUAUUUGGUCGGGGGCCCGGGAGGCCAUCAUGACCCAGACAUACAGGAUGGAGUACCCCUUUAAGACCAGACCUCUGCCUGAAGGAACACAGACACAGUCGUCCCACAGACUCCUCACACUGGUUCUGCUGGUGGUGUUCAUUGCCGUCCUUUUACCAACUGUUCUUUUAAAGAGUUGUGACGAGUUUAUAGAGUAUUUUGUGGUUGUGUAAGUCUUAGUUAUAUUCAAAGAUUUACGUUAUUUACACAGGUGAUCACAAACUUCGUUUCCAAUAUCAGGGAACUCUUUAGGAAAUUUUAUGGAUGACAACUUCAUUAUCUUAAGGAACUCAACAUUUCGGAGUACAUUUUUACUCCUUCAUUCGGUAAAAUGCAAAGAUUUAUAAGUACCAAAAAUACUUUUGUUGUUACAUAUAAAUCUCUCUGCAUCUUAGAUUUCAUUCAUGUCUAAAUACAGUUGAAAUAUUUGUAACAACAGCGGCAGUCCUCUGAAAUCGAAAUAACAUUUAUCUUUACCUUUCACCUUCUCAGGCAGACAUAUUCCAAGGUCAGGGAAAGGUCAUAAAACUUGUAUGAUCCGGAAUCAACUGGAUUACUGCUGAAAUCUUCGUCCCGCUUCCACCUAUCGUUGAUUCAGAAAUGAUGCUGAAUUAUAUUUUCAUUAAAAUAUGUAUUCAUGAAGUAUAGGAUGUUAUGAUAUAAUGUUUUAAUGAUAUACCCAUACCGGUACUUAAGAUAUACAAAGACAACCCCAUGUUGUUUUCAAUGGUCACAGUUGAUUUGCCAUGGUUGAUUGUCACAUUGUUACUGCCACACAUACCCUUAUAAUCAUGGUGUUCCUUCAUAUCAUUCGUGAAGAACUCGUGUUAUUCCGGGACAAGCCGAAUACUUGCAGAUUACGGAAAGGGGCGAGUGGUGACGAAUGCCUUCAUAUGCCAUCACCCGCUUUGUGAAACGGCAGAUUGUAGGAUGUCCAUAGGCGGAUCCGGCGGGUGGGUGUGGGUGCUCAACAACCCUUCGGUCCUGAAAGUUUAUCAAAUGACCAUUGAAACUUUCGUGAAAACGGGUGACAAUAUGAACUGUGCACCCCACCCCACCCCCCUUUCUCAUAGAGCUGUAUCCGCCCCUGAUGUCCGUCCGUCCAUCCGGAUUUCCGCUCCACGGAUCGGUCUUGGGGUGAAACUGCACCUUGUGAUGAUUUCUAAUAUUGAAACAUAUUGAUCAGCAAUAUACCUUUCAGUGGACGUGGAUGCCCAAUGUCAAUUAGGGUUUGAGAAGCCGAACUUCAUCAGACUAGCGGGGAAUAAGUCCCCAUGCGCGUUCAGUGUGGCCGUUGAAUUCAUCUUGCCGAAUCACAACAAUGGCAUGACCUCUCAUGAUAGUGUAAUCAGCAGGGCAAAUUUGCAUGUCACGAGACAAUAGAGGAAACGUGUGUACCGUUAUUCAAAUGCCUGUGUUACCAUGGGAACAAUACCACAAUUUGCAUAUUUUAACCAAGUCGCUCAUGGAAAUUUUACUUAUUUUUAUACGAAAAUAUCAAAUGAAAAUGUAAGCUAGAGAAAAUUGUGAUAUCUUUAAAUUUGUAUUUGCUCAAAUAAAACCACGACAAUGUUAA
Messenger RNA from Haliotis rubra (blacklip abalone), 3134 nucleotides. Its product is annotated as flavin-containing monooxygenase 5-like. The transcript is spliced from 5 exons. Lineage: Eukaryota; Metazoa; Mollusca; Gastropoda; Lepetellida; Haliotidae. Gene Ontology annotation, molecular function: NADP binding; flavin adenine dinucleotide binding; N,N-dimethylaniline monooxygenase activity. Bases 88 to 1731 code for a protein of 547 amino acids. The record is from RefSeq and is a predicted model, not a curated record.